AUGCAACGGGCGCAAAGAUUUCAGCAUGCCAUGCGGCUGAAGCGACCGGUCGACUUAUCAAGAAUUCCUGAUCAGGACUGUUUGCCCAGUCCAAGGCCGAAAGCUGAGGCCGGCGUGAAGGUCGCAUACUCACCAAGAGCCAUGGCACUGGCAAUGUACCCACCCCGCCAAGCACAGACAACGAAGUUUUCGAGAAUACAUGCCAAGCAUCUUGGAAUGCGGACGCUCGCUUGUGAACGACCAAGAGCAGGGUGGACUCGGUGGAGGCAGGACGGCUGCCACGAGGCUUGGACGUGCAUGGACAAGAAUCACGUCGCGUGCGUUGAACAGCAGCGAGAAGAAACGGGACCCUGUACAUGUGCACGUGACUUCUUAGCUUGA
This is a messenger RNA of Pseudocercospora fijiensis CIRAD86, 381 nucleotides long. RefSeq lists its product as uncharacterized. The coding region runs from base 1 to 381 and encodes 126 amino acids. The transcript has 3 exons. Lineage: Eukaryota; Fungi; Ascomycota; Dothideomycetes; Mycosphaerellales; Mycosphaerellaceae. The record is from RefSeq and is a predicted model, not a curated record.